AUGCAAGAGAAGUACGUAUUUCCUAAGCAUGUGAAACGCGUGUGUGUUAUUGGGGCUGGAGCAGCUGGUCUUGUGAGCGCAAAAAACUUGAGAGACGAAGGGCUCGAGGUUAAAGUGUACGAGCGAAACGCACAACUCGGGGGAGUUUGGUGUUAUUUCGAUAAACCAGAUGCAAGAUUGACUUUUCCACAAACUUCACCUUUUUUUGACAUCUUAAUGGAAGUUCCUUCAACAUUACCUGCAAAAACUAUUCAUAUCAACAACAAAAAUUCUCACGAAAAUAAAGUUCCUGAAGAGUAUCCAACUCCAACGUAUAAAGAUUUGUUUGUCAAUCUUCCUCAUCAAAUAAUGAGUUAUGUAAACUUACCUUUUCCCGAAAACAUCCCAAUGUUUCCACAUUACACGGUAAUCACAAAAUAUUUGAUAGAUUUUGCGGAAAAUCACAUGUUGAUAGACUUAGUUGAAUUUCAAACAUCUGUAGAACGUGUCCGAGAAAAUGAAUGGAAGGAUGGUUGGAAAGUUGUGUUACGCCAUUACAAGAAAAAAAGUGGUUCGGAAGGUGAGAUCGAAUGUUAUUGGCGUGAAGAAGAAUUUGAUGCAGUUUUGGUGUGUAAUGGACAUUAUCAUGUUCCAUAUGUGCCUGAAAUUGAAGGGCUGGAUGAGUGGAAUAAACAGUUUUCUGACGUUCUGUAUCACUCAAAAUAUUUUCGAGAACCUAAUGAUUUUAUUGAUAAGACGGUGUUAAUUGUUGGUGGUGGCUUGUCAGCAAUAGAUAUUAGUCGGAUACUCGUGCGUAUCAGCAAAAAACCCGUUUACCAAUCUAUUCGUUCUUCUUCUACGUUAGCAGACUUCGAUGAAAAAACCUCAAUAAUAAUUAAGCCUGUAAUCAAAAGAUUCAGCAUCGUGGGCAAUAAUUAUAGCAAAAAAGGUAUUAUCGAGUUUAUAGAUGGUAGUACCUUGGGUGAUGUUGACGCGAUAAUAUUCGCAACUGGAUAUUUCUACAGUUUUCCAUUCCUUCGAGAUCUUGUUUACUUGCCUUCUGUUAAUGGCAAUAGUAAUAACAGUGAGAAUCAUGAUAUGCAGGACUUGCCUGAAAACAAAAUACUGAUAAAAAAUGGUAAAGGCGUAUUUAAUUUAUAUAACCAUAUUUUUUAUAUUCCUAACCCCACUUUGUCAUUUAUCGGUCUGCCACUUCAUGUUUCGCCAUUUCCCUUAGCACAAUUUCAAUCUCUCUUUGUUGCAAAAGUUCUCGCGGGAAAGGCUUUUCUUCCAUCUCAGGAAAAAAUGCGUCAAGAGUCCAAAGAAGAAGAAUCGAAAAUUCUAGAAAUCUUAAAACAAAAUUCAAAAGUCUCGGCCCAAACUAUCGCGUUACCCGAACACUUAUUUCAUCGUUUUGGGAGUUUAGGGGUGGAAAGAGAGUAUCAAUACAUUGAUGAUUUAAUAGAGUGGAUAAAUCGGGAUGCAUUUAUUGGAAAUACACAGAUCGUUAAUGAUGAGGAUAUUGCUAAAGUAGAUGUUGCCGUUGAAAAGAUACCGUUAUGGAGACUUGAGAUGCGACGUAUGUUAGCUUCGCUGAGAAUAGAGCAUCAUCGAUAUUAA
Ambispora gerdemannii is the source of this 1599-nucleotide messenger RNA. The record is from the annotation of a GenBank genome assembly. NCBI's taxonomy places the organism in Eukaryota, Fungi, Glomeromycota, Glomeromycetes, Archaeosporales, Ambisporaceae.